Messenger RNA from Rangifer tarandus platyrhynchus (Svalbard reindeer), 1137 nucleotides. Lineage: Eukaryota; Metazoa; Chordata; Mammalia; Artiodactyla; Cervidae. The record is from the annotation of a GenBank genome assembly.
AUGGGCGUCGUGGCCGCUGAGGCGCCUCUCCGGCUGCCGGCCGCGCCCCCGCUCGCCUUCUGCUGCUACACGUCGGUGCUUCUGCUCUUCGCCUUCUCUCUGCCCGGGAGCCGCGCGUCCAACCAGCCCCCGGGCGGCGGCGGCGGCGGGGACUGUCCCGGCGGCAAAGGCAAGAGCAUCAACUGUUCAGAAUUAAAUGUGAGGGAAUCUGAUCUAAGAGUUUGUGAUGAAUCAUCAUGUAAAUAUGGAGGAGUCUGUAAAGAAGAUGGAGAUGGUUUGAAAUGUGCAUGUCAGUUUCAGUGCCAUACGAAUUACAUUCCUGUCUGUGGAUCAAAUGGGGACACGUACCAAAACGAAUGCUUUCUCAGAAGGGCUGCUUGUAAGCAUCAGAAAGAGAUAACGGUAGUAGCAAGAGGCCCAUGCUACUCUGAUAAUGGCUCUGGAUCUGGAGAAGGAGAAGAGGAAGGAUCAGGGGCAGAAGUUCACAGAAAACACUCCAAGUGUGGACCCUGCAAAUAUAAAGCUGAGUGUGAUGAAGAUGCAGAAAAUGUUGGGUGUGUAUGUAAUAUAGAUUGUAGUGGAUACAGUUUUAAUCCUGUGUGUGCUUCUGAUGGGAGUUCCUAUAACAAUCCCUGUUUUGUUCGAGAAGCAUCUUGUAUAAAACAAGAACAAAUUGAUAUAAGGCAUCUUGGUCAUUGCACAGAUACAGAUGACACUAGUUUGUUGGGAAAGAAAGAUGAUGGACUACAGUAUCGACCAGAUGUGAAAGAUGCUAGUGAUCAAAGGGAAGAUGUUUAUAUUGGAAACCACAUGCCUUGCCCUGAAAACCUCAAUGGUUACUGCAUCCAUGGAAAAUGUGAAUUCAUUUAUUCUACUCAGAAGGCUUCUUGUAGAUGUGACUCCGGUUACACUGGACAGCACUGUGAAAAGACAGACUUUAGUAUUCUCUAUGUAGUGCCAAGCAGGCAGAAGCUCACUCAUGUUCUCAUUGCAGCGGUUAUUGGAGCGGUGCAGAUUGCCAUUAUAGUAGCGAUUGUCAUGUGCAUAACCAGAAAAUGCCCUAAAAAUAAUAGAGGACGACGACAGAAGCAAAACCUAGGUCAUUUUACUUCAGAUACGUCAUCCAGAAUGGUUUGA